AUGCUCACUACUUUGUUUUAUAAACAAUUACCGGUAUUAACCACUACCGCUACUACUACUUCAAGCUAUUCUUUCAUCAGAUUAUCAUCUACAUUGGCAACACCACCUCAUUCAACAACAACAACAACACUGUCACCCUCUUUCCAUCAACCAAAACAACCUCAACAAUUUAUCACUCCAAAUACUUCAGUAUUUGAUAUAUCAACAAAAAUUUAUACUCAACAAGGUAUAGAUAAUAAUAACGACACAAACUUUCUCACUAAAGCACCUUAUCCACACCCAGUAUUUCCUCAAGAUGAAUGUGAGAAUGUAACAGUUACUCAUAGAGAAACAAAAACUUUAGUUGAUAAGAUUUCGUUCCGUAGUAUUCAAUUUAUGCGUCAAUGCUUUGAUCUUGUUACUGGAUACGCGGUUCCCAAAACAAAUAAUCCUGAUGAAUUUAAAGGUACUCGUUGGGAAAUGACCGAAGGAAAAUGGUUAACUCGGUGUAUAUUUUUAGAAUCAGUUGCUGGUGUGCCUGGAUCAGUAGCAGGAUUUCUUCGUCAUUUACAUUCAUUAAGAAUGUUACGAAGAGAUAAAGCAUGGAUUGAAACUUUACUUGAUGAAGCAUAUAAUGAAAGAAUGCAUUUAUUAACAUUUAUUAAAAUUGGUAAACCUAGUUGGUUAACAAGAUCAAUUAUUUAUAUUGGUCAAGGUGUUUUCACUAAUGUAUUUUUUUUAUUAUAUUUAUUGAAUCCUAGAUAUUGUCAUCGAUUCGUUGGUUAUUUAGAAGAAGAAGCAGUAAGAACUUAUAGUCAUUUAUUAGAUGAAAUGGCUAUUCCUGGCAAAUUACCAAGUUUUGAAACCAUGAAAAUCCCAGAAGUGGCAAUUCAAUAUUGGCCAGAAUUGACUUCUAAAUCAAGUUUUAAAGAUUUAAUUUUAAGAAUUAGAGCUGAUGAAGCUAAACAUAGAGAAGUCAAUCAUACUUUUGCUAAUUUAGAACAAAAAACUGAUCGUAAUCCAUUUGCUUUAAAAAUUGAAGGUUUAAAUCAACCUCAACCUAAUCAUGGGAUAAAUGUAAUGAGACCAACUGGUUGGGAAAAACAAGAUUUACAAUUAUAA
Messenger RNA from Candida dubliniensis CD36, 1101 nucleotides. RefSeq names its product Aox2p (gene AOX2). The coding region runs from base 1 to 1101 and encodes 366 amino acids. Gene Ontology annotation, molecular function: alternative oxidase activity. NCBI's taxonomy places the organism in Eukaryota, Fungi, Ascomycota, Pichiomycetes, Serinales, Debaryomycetaceae. The transcript has a single exon. Gene Ontology annotation, cellular component: mitochondrion. The record is from RefSeq and is a predicted model, not a curated record. Gene Ontology annotation, biological process: alternative respiration.